This is a messenger RNA of Plenodomus lingam JN3, 207 nucleotides long. NCBI's taxonomy places the organism in Eukaryota, Fungi, Ascomycota, Dothideomycetes, Pleosporales, Leptosphaeriaceae. The record is from RefSeq and is a predicted model, not a curated record.
AUGGUGUCAUCUGUCCAACUUUCCCUCGGCCGCCUCCCUUGGGACAUGGCCAUGCCUGCGCACGAGUCAUCUCACCGCUCUCUCCCCCACCACCGCCUCGCGCGCGCACUUGCACACACGCACCCACUCCUUGCCUUCCCAUGUCUAUUUUGGCUCUUCUGUCUUGUCGUCGUCGACGUGGGGAUGGGUCCAAGGCACCAAAAGUAG